GCCUGUAGCUUGGGUGGGUAGUCCCCACCCCCCCGCUGCUGCUUCACUUGUCGAUCAAAUCCAAUUCAACGGCCGAAAGAAAAAACCUGCCCUGAGAGAGGAAAAAAAACGAGAGGAGAGACGACAGCCCAAGCCGAGAUUGCGAGCGAGAGAGAGAGAGGAACACGAAGAAGCUAGGAGAGCGAGCGAGCGAGCGAAGCAAGGGCAGGCAGGACCCAUCCACCCCCAACCCCACCCCGCGCAGCAUCCGGGCCCCGCGGCCGCAAGCUCGAAGCAGCAGCGGCAGCAUCCCGCCACCGCGAGAUUCCGGCGGGCCCGCGGGGAGCACUCGAGCGGCGCAAUUCCUCGGCUGCUCCAAUCUCCAGCCCCCAAUUGCUCCCGCCCGCGCGCCCCCACCCCACGGAGGUCAGCUCAAUUUCCGCUCCCCCCAUCGGAUUCGCGCCGGUUCGCGCCCAUUCCCCCUCGGAGAUCCGGGUCGCCGGCGCGGGCCGGGAUCAUGCCCCCAUUGCUCUAGGGUUUGGCCGGGCGCCGCAAUUGGGCUUCCUCCUCCCUAUGCUUCAUUCGGGCCUCGGGCGAUUCGUGCGGGGGUGCCACUGGACAUGAGAUGAGAUCCCCCGCGUGGCCGGCGUGCUGGGAAUUCGCGCUCUGCAGGAAGCGCCAUAAGCCCUAGUGCGAUUCCAUUGAUCCCAGCCUCGGUUCCGUUCCUGCAAUCUGUCUCUGCUACUUCCCUUCACAUAUUUGGGGGGUGUGUGAUUGUGUUUUAUUCAUGGAUACAGUCAGAGAGGAGGUCUGGCCAAUGGCUGCUGCACCAACCCAGCAGGCGCCAGCGCCUCGGGGUCCGCACCCGCCGCAGCAGAACGGCCGUGUUGAUCUCCGGGACCUCAAGGCUCAGAUGGAGAAGCGGCUGGGUCCCGACAGGUCGCGCCGCUACUUCGGCUACCUGAGCACCUACCUCUCGCAGAAGCUCAGCAAGCCCGAUUUCGACAGGAUGUGCCUGCUCACGCUGGGGCGGGAGAACUUGCGGCUGCACAACCGGCUCAUCCGCUCCGUUCUCUACAACGCCUACCAGGCGCAGUGCCCGCCGCCACCACCGGAUGCCGCGAGGUCGGCCAAGAAGGUUUCCCAGGCUGCUGCUGGAGCGUUUAAUUCAUGCAAUGGGGAUGCUAGGCUGUUGCAGGUCCAAGGAUCCAGGCCAGUCGGCGCAGCAGUGCAAGAUCACCAGUUGAAGGACCGGUUCAAAAACAUGGGCCCAAAUGGUAGGGUGGAAGCCGCUGCUGCUGCCAGUCACACCCAGGUUGUCCGUGCCGCACCGGAGAAUGGCGCCCUGAGUUCAGUCGAGUUGAAGAGAUCCGUGUCCUUUCAACAGCAUGAAGCAAAGCAUCUGCGCGUGGACCAGCUGCUCCCUGAAAACGUGCUUAAGAGAAGAAGAGUUGUGAGCGAUGCAGCUGCAGAUCAUUCUGCUCAGACGUCGAGAAGUCCGCUACGAGCUCCGCUUGGGAUCCCCUUUUGUUCAGCUAGUGCAGGUGGGGCUAGGAAGCUAUUGCCGUCAACAGUUAAUGCGGGUGAAGAUCCCUUUACCAGCUGUUAUGAGCAUGGCCAGCUGUUGAACACGGAGGUUCUGCGUAAGCGGAUGGAGAAAACGGCUGAAUCGAUGGGUCUAGCAGGUGUCACGAUGGAUUGUGCUGAGCUUCUGAAUAAUGGCUUGGACUCCUACUUGAAGAGCCUGAUUAGGUCAUCUGUUGACUUGAAAGGAGCCGAUGUUCGAAAUGAUGCAAGAAGAGGGGCGUCGUAUAAGCAGCAUGCCCACGGGAAGCAGAUUAACGGUGUUUGGUUGCCGAACGAAGUCCAGAUGCAAUCGAGCAGUGGACAGUCAGAAGCUUCGCAUGAUAGCAGAAGUCACCGCUUGAUCUCUGCUGAUGAUUUCAGGGUAGCUAUGCAGCUGAAUCCCCGACAGCUUGGGGAGAAUUGGCCAGUCCUUCUCGAGAAGAUAUGUAUACGCCCCUCGGAGGAAAAUGACUGACAGAUGCUGCUUGUUAGUUCAGAUCAAAUUUUGUCCGAUGUAUUUCUUCUUGUCCCAUCUAAUGUACAUUUGAGCUGAAGUAACAAUACUGCAGUCACAUCACAGAAGAUGCAUGUUUGGGGAUCAAGGCAGAAUUCUGCUCCCAGAUUUGUAGUGAAAGAAAGCCAUUCUUUUGUCCUGAUAAUGAUGCCCCAAUAAAGGAAGUCGUCUUCUGUUCCUGCUGCUUAGGCCUCGUUAGGACUCCCGAGGUGGAGACUGUUACAUCCAUAAGUCCCGACAUCUAUGUAACAUCUGGCAUAAAGGGACAGAGCACAGCAAAAUGCAAGUGCUGUCAUGUAACUUAUAGGGAAAUGUUCUGUGAGUUUCUAGAUCAGGAUGUACAUUAUUGAUUGCAAAAUUUUCUAGAUUAUCCUCAGUACUAAUUCAGGAUCGUGGAUGUUAAUUUUAUUUAAAUUCUUUGUAACUGUUUUGCAAGUUAUAUUCUAGAUCUAAUAUUUCUCCUUUGCUCC
This is a messenger RNA of Lolium perenne, 2529 nucleotides long. RefSeq lists its product as uncharacterized. Gene Ontology annotation, molecular function: transcription coactivator activity. Gene Ontology annotation, cellular component: SAGA complex. The record is from RefSeq and is a predicted model, not a curated record. Gene Ontology annotation, biological process: regulation of transcription by RNA polymerase II. Lineage: Eukaryota; Viridiplantae; Streptophyta; Magnoliopsida; Poales; Poaceae.